UCCGUCCGAGCUUUGCAACGUGGAACCAGAACUAAAGGAGAGAAGUUUCUAUAAAUUUCCUUCCCCACCGACUAAAAACCAAACACACACCUUUGAAUCUUCAUGAAACUUCUCGAACAAAUCAAUCACCACCAGCUAGUGCUUCUUUUAUUCCCUCCCAGGCUCCCACCCUUUAUUCGUUCCACAUAACUCAAAUCUGACGAAACCGAAAUACGCUUCCGCUGCUUUCAUUGAAUCAAAUCCACAAGCAUCUGGCAGCUAUGGCAGAUGACGGAGCCGUAACACUCUACAACAACACGGCCAUCACCGACACCAAGAAAAACCCAUUGUCAAUCAAAGUGGGCCUGGCCCAAAUGCUCCGUGGCGGCGCCAUUCUCGAAGUCUCAACCCUCAACCAAUCCAAAAUCGCCGAAGAAGCCGGUGCGUGUUGUUUAGUCGUCACCGAACCCAACCGCCAAGGGAUUGCACGCAUGCCGGAUCCUUCUCUCAUCAAACAAAUAAAACGCGCCGUUUCAAUCCCCGUCAUGGCUCGUUGCCGCAUCGGCCAUUUCGUUGAAGCCCAGAUACUCGAACGAGUCGGAGUCGAUUACAUUGACGAAAGCGAGGUUUUAGCUGUAGCUGAUGAAGAUAAUUUUAUUAACAAACAUAAUUUUAGAUGCCCUUUUGUUUGCGGCUGCAAAAAUCUCGGCGAAGCGUUGAGGAGAGUGAGGGAAGGAGCUGCCAUGAUUAGAACACAAGGUGACUUGUUAGGGACUGGUAAUAUUGUUGAAACGGUUAAAAACGUCAGGUCUGUGAUGGGUGAAGUUAGGAUUUUAAAUAACAUGGAUGAAGAUGAAGUUUUCUCGUUUUCCAAGAAAAUUGCUGCCCCUUAUGAUUUGGUUGCUCAAACUAAGCAAAUGGGGAGGCUGCCAGUUGUGCAUUUUGCUGCUGGUGGAAUUGUGACUCCGGCAGAUGCUGCAUUGAUGAUGCAGCUAGGGUGUGAUGGUGUUUUUGUGGGAUCUGAAGUGUUUGAUAAUUGCUCUUAUCCGUAUAAGCGUGUUCGUGGGAUCGUAGAGGCGGUUAGGCAUUAUAAUGAUCCUCAUGUUUUGGUCGAGAAUAGUUGUGGAUUGGAGGAGGAGAUGGCGGGGCUUAACGUUAGUGAGGAAGGGAUGGAAGGGUUUGGAGUACGAGGAGCUUGAUCAAGGAAUGUAUCUUUCUUUUGGUUGUUGUUGUUGUUGUUGAAGAAUAUGAGUCUUUUUUUUUUCUCCUUACAGCUGUUGUUGUUUUAGUUUUGCUAAGGUUAUGGUUUGGAUAUGCUGUAUUUUGCAUGUUGAACUCUUUGAGGAUAUAAUACAGAAAUGAACUAGAAUAAGUUGGUUAAUCAGUCUCUCAAACUGUUUAUGUAAUUACAUUUUUGGUUCUCACUACUUAAAUGUAGAUGAGAUUGAUUCAGUAGCUUUUUGCUAUUGAGUGAUUACGGAUUCACAGUAUAGCUAUCUUGAUCACUGCCCUGAUUAAGAAGUUUAUUUGUUUUGUGUAAUUGAACAUUUUUUCCCUUUUAUCCUAGACUAACAUAUAGAAUAUCUGCUCUAUGUGUUGUAUUUUCGUUUAUGCUUUAUUUAAUUAUUGCAAAUUAACUUUUCUGAGAGCUAACAGCGAGGAGAAUUGGAGCUUGUAUAUAAGUUUUGUUUGUUUACUAGUACAAUUGCAUAUAUGGUAGGACCAUAUUGUUAUCAAGAUAACGAAGACUACACUGAGUUGCCUAAUUCAGUUCUGAGCCUAUAGCCAAUAUUGACCAUUGUUAAUUAGUCCAUAGCCUUUGUGUAUGCUCCAUUUACAGUUUACCAUGUAGGAUGUUAUGCAAAUGAUGCAUGCUAAUGUCUUCAAAGAGAUGGAUCCAGUAGAGGUGCUGCAAUUAGGGAAUAUGAUUUUGAAAGUCAUUGCUAUUUCAAAUUUAUGGUUGUACAUGUAACCCAUUAAAUAUUAAUGCAUUUUUAUUGGCAUCUGUAAAAAGAGUUUUUGAACUUUGAAUGUCAUUUAUCUAAAUAACAGGCAUAAAGAUUGCACUAGCAUGCUGGGAACAUCUCAUUUUAGAGGAUGUGAUGUUAGUCUAACAAAUAAGAUCAUGUACACAUGCUUUCUUAUUUCAGUUUGUACUAAUAAAACCACACCCAAGUGAUCUCAAGCCAAUGCUAUACUCCAGGCUUAUUUAAAAGUUUUUGAAUUUACUGAGUGGUACUGAUUCUCUUCCUCUCUUUAUAUGCCUUACUUGUUGUUUGCCCUGUUUUUACCUUCUCUGAAACUUCUUGGUUUUCCUGGCUUAGAUAUUCUAACCUGUGUUUAGGGAUGGCAAACCCACCCGUAACCGGCGGGUUCAGACC
This is a messenger RNA of Durio zibethinus, 2360 nucleotides long. Its product is annotated as pyridoxal 5'-phosphate synthase-like subunit PDX1.2. The record is from RefSeq and is a predicted model, not a curated record. Gene Ontology annotation, molecular function: amine-lyase activity. Gene Ontology annotation, biological process: pyridoxal 5'-phosphate biosynthetic process; pyridoxine biosynthetic process; amino acid metabolic process. Lineage: Eukaryota; Viridiplantae; Streptophyta; Magnoliopsida; Malvales; Malvaceae.